Debaryomyces hansenii CBS767 is the source of this 2550-nucleotide messenger RNA. It is a transcript of the gene ARG5,6, whose product is annotated as bifunctional acetylglutamate kinase/N-acetyl-gamma-glutamyl-phosphate reductase. Gene Ontology annotation, molecular function: acetylglutamate kinase activity; N-acetyl-gamma-glutamyl-phosphate reductase (NADP+) activity; NAD binding. The record is from RefSeq and is a predicted model, not a curated record. NCBI's taxonomy places the organism in Eukaryota, Fungi, Ascomycota, Pichiomycetes, Serinales, Debaryomycetaceae. The coding region runs from base 1 to 2550 and encodes 849 amino acids. Gene Ontology annotation, biological process: L-arginine biosynthetic process. The transcript has a single exon. Gene Ontology annotation, cellular component: mitochondrion; mitochondrial matrix; cytoplasm.
AUGUUAAGACAAGUAGUUGGUAGAUCUGUUGUCAAGAGAUUAAGUUCUGUUGCCAAUAAAGAGAUAGUUGGAUCUGUUUCUUUGAGUAAUAGACUCAGAAGCACGAAAACAACCACAAGGUUCUACUCCACUAGAUCAACCGUAGUUCAAUUAUUGAAUAACAUUGGAUCUAAAAGAGAAGUAGAGCAAUAUUUAAAGUAUUUUACUUCUGUAUCUCAGCAACAGUUUGCUGUUAUUAAAGUUGGUGGAGCAAUUAUAACACAACAAUUACCUGAAUUAGCUUCAUGUCUUGCAUUCUUAUACCAUGUUGGGUUGUAUCCGAUUGUCUUACAUGGCACUGGUCCACAAAUUAAUGAGUUAUUAGAAAAUGAAGGUGUUGAACCAGAAUAUCUGGAUGGAAUUCGUAUCACCAAUCCUAAAACUAUGGAAGUGGUCAGAAAAUGUUUCUUAGAACAGAAUUUAAGAUUAGUUACAGCACUUGAAAAAAUGGGUGUUCACGCCAGACCAAUAACGGCAGGUGUUUUUGGAGCUGACUAUUUGGAUAAGGAUAAAUACCAAUUAGUUGGUAAAGUUAAUUCUGUGAAUAAAUCGCCUGUUGAAUCAGCCAUUGAAGCAGGUUAUUUGCCGAUUUUAACUUCUUUAGCAGAAACCCCUUCUGGUCAACUCUUGAAUGUAAAUGCCGACGUAGCUGCUGGUGAAUUAGCCAGAGAGUUUGAACCUUUGAAGAUUGUUUACUUGAAUGAGAAGGGUGGUAUUAUUAACGGUAAUACCGGUGAAAAGGUAAGCAUGAUCAACUUAGAUGAGGAAUAUGAUGACUUGAUGAAGGAAAGUUGGGUCAAAUAUGGUACAAAGUUGAAGAUCAAAGAAAUUCACGAUUUGUUACAACAUUUACCAAGAUCUUCAUCUGUCGCUAUUAUUGAUGUUGAUGAUUUACAAAAGGAAUUAUUUACUGAUUCUGGGGCUGGAACUUUAAUUAGAAGAGGUUAUAAAUUAAUUAGCCGUAAUUCUUUGAAAGAAUUUGGUAAUCCUGAUUUGUUAAGAGCUGCUUUGUUAAGAGACCCAGAAAUAAAAUCUGGCAAAUUAUCUGUUGCAUCUUACUUAAAGCAUUUAGAAUCAAUCGAAUUCAAAUCUUAUGGUGACGAACCUUUAGAAGUUUUAGCCAUUGUUACUAAAAAUGGCUCUCGUUUUCCAAAGUUGGAUAAGUUUUUGUCAUCAAGAACUGGCUGGUUAAAUAACGUCACGGAUAACAUUUUUAACUCUAUUAAGAAGGAUUAUAAAUCGUUAUAUUGGAUAGUGAGUGAAAAUGAUUCCAACUUGUCGUGGUACUUUUCAAAAUCUGACGGUUCGUUCUCAAAGAACGGUGAAAUCUUAUUCUGGUACGGUUUGAAUACAGAGGAAGUUUCCCAAUUAAUUAAUCAAUUUGAUUCUUCUAGUAUUGGCUCCGCAUUGUCAUCCUCUAGUGAGUCUGGUAUUUUCAGUUCCCCAACCCAAAAGAAGGGAUUACAUACAAUGGCCCGCCGUUCUUACUCAAGUAACCCAAACCCACCAAUUCGUGAAGGUAAGAAUACUCAAAAAGCCAAGGUUGCGCUUAUUGGUGCCAGAGGUUAUACUGGACAAAAUUUAAUCAAUAUGAUUGAUAGUCAUCCAUUUUUAGAGUUGUCUCAUGUUUCUUCUCGUGAAUUAAAGGGACAAAAGUUAAAGGGCUAUAAUAAGGAUAAUAUUGUUUAUUCUAACUUACAAGUCGAGGACAUUAAAGAACUUGAAAAGAACAAUGAAGUUGAUGUUUGGGUUAUGGCAUUACCAAAUGGUGUCUGUAAACCAUUUGUUGAAGCAAUUGAAUCUAUUCCAAAUAAUAAAUCGAAAAUUAUCGAUUUAUCUGCCGAUUACAGAUUUGAUACUACUGGUGAGUGGGUUUAUGGUUUACCUGAAUUGAAUGAUCGUAAUGCAAUUGCAUCGGCUAAGAAAAUCUCAAAUCCGGGCUGUUACGCAACAGCCGCCCAAUGUGCAAUCGCACCCUUAGUCUCUUAUAUUAACGGCACCCCAUCAAUAUUUGGUGUUUCAGGUUAUUCUGGGGCUGGUACUAAACCAUCCCCUAAAAAUGAUGUCAAGUUUUUGGCUAAUAAUAUAAUUCCUUACUCGUUGACAGACCAUAUACAUGAAAAGGAAAUCAGCAGCCAAUUAGGUUUAGAUGUUGCAUUUACACCACACGUUGCACAAUGGUUCCAGGGUAUCUCUCACACUAUUUCAAUUCCCAUUAAACCAAAAUCCUUAAGUUCUCGUGAAAUUAGAAAUAUUUAUCAAGACAGAUAUCAAGGUGAACAGUUGAUCACCAUAAGCGGUGAAGCUCCUUUAGUUAAGGAUAUCAGUGGUAAACAUGGUGUAGUUGUUGGUGGUUUUGCAGUGAAUUCAAAACAAGAUAGAGUUGUGAUUGUUGCUACUAUCGAUAACUUAUUAAAAGGUGCAUCCACUCAAUGCUUACAAAACAUUAAUUUGACUAUGGGUUAUGGCGAAUUUGAAGGAAUUCCUGACGAUUUAGUCAUAAGAGGUUAG